Molecule: messenger RNA, 6264 nt
Organism: Musca domestica (house fly)
Lineage: Eukaryota; Metazoa; Arthropoda; Insecta; Diptera; Muscidae
Gene: Chc
Product: clathrin heavy chain
Exons: 8
Coding region: 354-5390 (1678 amino acids)
Biological process (GO): intracellular protein transport; receptor-mediated endocytosis
Cellular component (GO): cell cortex; clathrin coat of trans-Golgi network vesicle; clathrin complex
Molecular function (GO): clathrin light chain binding; structural molecule activity
Source: RefSeq, a predicted model, not a curated record
CAACUUUACAACACAACAUUUUUCACACAAAUUUUUCGAUCGAGAUGUUUUUACGCGUUUCGAAGUAAAAUUAAAGAAAUUCUGCUGGAAAAACAAUCGAAACGCUUGUGAAAAUAUUAGAAAAACGUUUUUCAAACGCAAAGGAGUGAGUGUGAGAGAGAGGAGAACUAGUAAACAAACAAUUGAACAUACCUUUGCAGUGUUGCAUUUUUUAUGAAAACGUCAUCUUUCAGCAAAACAAGACAACAGAAACGAACAAAAGUGCUAAAGAAAUAAUAAUAAAAAAACCAUAGUGUCCGUGCAACAUUAACCAAGAAGAAGCGCAAGAGUAGCAGCAGCAAAAGGUGCACAAAAUGACUCAAAUUCUACCCAUACGCUUUCAGGAGCAUUUACAGCUCACAAAUGUCGGUAUUAAUAUCAAUUCGAUAUCGUUCAGUACUCUCACCAUGGAGUCGGACAAAUUUAUUUGUGUGCGUGAAAAGGUCAAUGAUACCGCACAAGUGGUCAUCAUCGAUAUGAAUGACACAAACAAUCCGACAAGACGUCCAAUUUCAGCCGAUUCGGCCAUCAUGAAUCCAGCUAGCAAAGUCAUUGCACUCAAAGCGCAAAAAACUUUGCAAAUUUUCAACAUCGAAAUGAAAUCGAAAAUGAAGGCCCAUACCAUGACCGAAGACGUAGUCUUUUGGAAAUGGAUAUCCUUGAAUACACUGGCUUUGGUGACAGAGACCUCGGUGUAUCACUGGUCCAUGGAGGGUGAUUCGACGCCCCAUAAAAUGUUCGAUAGACAUUCCUCAUUAAAUGGUUGCCAAAUCAUCAACUAUCGUUGCAAUCCCAAUCAACAAUGGCUGCUGUUGGUGGGUAUUUCGGCCUUGCCAAAUCGUGUGGCUGGUGCUAUGCAAUUGUAUUCGGUCGAGCGUAAGGUGUCACAGGCUAUUGAAGGACAUGCCGCCGCUUUUGCCUCGUUCAAAAUGGAGGGCAACAAGGAACCUUCAACAUUGUUCUGCUUUGCCGUACGCACUGCUACCGGUGGCAAAUUGCACAUCAUUGAAGUUGGCGCUCCCCCAACCGGCAAUCAGCCGUUUGUCAAGAAAUCGGUGGAUGUAUUCUUCCCACCCGAGGCGCAAAGUGAUUUUCCGGUAGCAAUGCAAGUUUCCUCUAAAUAUGAUACCAUCUAUUUGAUUACCAAAUAUGGUUAUAUUCAUCUUUAUGACAUGGAAACCGGCACCUGCAUCUACAUGAAUCGCAUAUCGGCCGAUACGAUUUUUGUUACGGCCCCACAUGAGUCGAGUGGUGGUAUUAUUGGUGUCAAUCGCAAGGGCCAAGUGUUGUCGGUCACGGUGGACGAGGAACAAAUUAUACCCUACAUCAAUACGGUAUUACAAAAUCCCGAUUUGGCCCUACGCAUGGCUGUGCGCAAUAAUUUGUCCGGUGCCGAGGAGUUGUUUGUGCGAAAAUUCAAUAAACUUUUUACGGCUGGACAAUAUGCCGAAGCUGCCAAGGUGGCUGCCCUGGCACCAAAGGGUAUUUUGAGAACACCCCAAACCAUACAGCGUUUCCAACAGGUACAAACUCCUGCUGGUUCCACCACACCCCCUCUAUUGCAAUAUUUUGGCAUCCUCUUGGAUCAGGGUAAAUUGAAUAAAUAUGAAUCCCUGGAAUUGUGUCGUCCGGUAUUGUUGCAAGGCAAGAAGCAACUUUGCGAGAAAUGGCUAAAGGAGGAGAAACUGGAAUGCAGCGAGGAAUUGGGUGAUUUGGUCAAAACAUCAGAUCUCACCUUGGCCCUGUCCAUUUAUCUGAGGGCCAAUGUACCCAAUAAGGUCAUACAAUGUUUCGCCGAAACUGGCCAGUUCCAAAAGAUAGUAUUAUAUGCCAAAAAGGUGAACUAUACCCCUGACUAUAUAUUCCUCUUGCGUUCUGUGAUGCGCACCAAUCCAGAACAGGGUGCCGGCUUUGCCACAAUGUUGGUGGCCGAGGAAGAGCCAUUGGCUGAUAUCAAUCAAAUCGUUGACAUUUUCAUGGAACACUCAAUGGUGCAGCAGUGCACAGCCUUUUUGUUGGAUGCUCUCAAACACAAUCGUCCCAAUGAGGGAGCCUUGCAGACACGUCUGCUGGAAAUGAAUUUGAUUUCUGCCCCGCAGGUGGCUGAUGCCAUUUUGGGUAAUGCCAUGUUCACCCACUACGACAGGGCCCACAUUGCCCAAUUGUGUGAGAAGGCCGGUUUGUUGCAGCGUGCAUUGGAACACUACACCGAUUUGUAUGACAUCAAGCGUGCCGUGGUGCACACCCAUCUCUUGAAUGCCGACUGGUUGGUUGGCUUCUUUGGCACCCUGUCCGUUGAGGAUUCCUUGGAAUGCCUCAAGGCCAUGUUGACCGCCAACAUUAGGCAAAAUCUACAAAUUUGUGUUCAAAUCGCUACCAAAUAUCACGAACAAUUGACCACCAAAGCUUUGAUUGACCUCUUCGAAAGCUUUAAAUCCUAUGAGGGUUUGUUCUAUUUCCUGGGUUCCAUUGUAAAUUACUCCCAAGAUCCCGAGGUGCACUUCAAGUAUAUCCAGGCGGCCUGUAAGACCAACCAAAUCAAAGAAGUCGAACGUAUUUGUCGUGAAUCGAAUUGCUACAAUGCUGAGCGUGUGAAGAAUUUCCUCAAGGAGGCCAAACUGAGCGAUCAAUUGCCCUUGAUUAUUGUUUGUGAUCGUUUCGAUUUUGUCCAUGAUUUGGUCUUGUAUUUGUAUCGCAACAAUUUGCAAAAGUAUAUUGAGAUCUAUGUGCAGAAGGUGAAUCCAUCCCGAUUGCCUGUAGUUGUGGGUGGUCUGCUCGAUGUGGAUUGUUCGGAGGACAUCAUUAAGAAUUUGAUUUUGGUCGUUAAGGGACAAUUCUCCACCGAUGAAUUGGUGGAAGAGGUUGAGAAACGUAAUCGCCUGAAGCUGUUGUUGCCCUGGUUGGAGUCCCGUGUCCAUGAGGGAUGCAUUGAACCUGCCACCCACAAUGCCUUGGCCAAAAUCUACAUUGAUUCGAAUAACAAUCCCGAACGUUUCUUGAAGGAGAACCAAUACUACGACAGCCGUGUUGUGGGUCGUUACUGUGAAAAACGUGAUCCCCACUUGGCCUGUGUGGCCUAUGAGCGCGGCCAAUGCGAUCGUGAAUUGAUUGCAGUCUGCAAUGAAAACUCGCUGUUCAAGAGUGAGGCCCGUUAUCUGGUGCGCAGACGUGAUGCUGAAUUGUGGGCCGAGGUCUUGGCCGAAUCGAAUCCCUACAAACGCCAACUUAUCGAUCAAGUGGUGCAGACCGCCCUCUCCGAAACUCAAGAUCCCGAUGACAUUUCUGUUACCGUCAAGGCCUUUAUGACCGCCGAUUUGCCAAAUGAACUCAUCGAAUUGUUGGAGAAGAUUAUUUUGGACUCGUCAGUAUUUUCCGAUCAUCGUAAUUUGCAAAAUCUUUUGAUUUUGACGGCCAUCAAGGCUGAUCGCACCCGUGUCAUGGACUAUAUUAAUCGUUUGGACAACUAUGAUGCCCCCGACAUAGCCAACAUUGCUAUCUCGAAUCAGCUGUACGAAGAAGCCUUUGCCAUCUUCAAGAAAUUCGAUGUCAAUACCUCGGCCAUUCAGGUUUUGAUUGAACAGGUCAACAAUUUGGAGCGGGCCUAUGAAUUUGCCGAAAGAUGUAAUGAGCCUGCCGUUUGGUCGCAACUGGCCAAGGCCCAAUUGGACAAGGGUUUGGUCAAGGAAGCCAUCGAUUCGUACAUCAAGGCCGAUGAUCCCAGUGCCUAUAUGGAUGUGGUGUCUGUGGCCUCCCAGUCCGAUUCGUGGGAAGAUUUGGUGCGUUACUUGCAAAUGGCCCGCAAGAAGGCCCGCGAAUCAUACAUUGAAAGUGAAUUGAUCUACGCCUAUGCCCGCACAGGUCGUCUGGCCGAUUUGGAGGAAUUCAUUUCUGGGCCCAAUCAUGCCGACAUCCAAAAGAUCGGUGACAGAUGUUUCAACGAUGGCAUGUACGAUGCUGCCAAACUGCUCUACAACAAUGUCAGCAACUUUGCCCGAUUGGCCAUUACACUGGUCUAUCUGAAAGAGUUCCAGGGGGCCGUUGACUCAGCCCGCAAAGCCAAUUCCACACGCACCUGGAAGGAAGUGUGUUUCGCCUGUGUCGAUGCCGAAGAAUUCCGUCUGGCUCAAAUGUGCGGUCUACACAUUGUCGUCCAUGCCGACGAACUGGAGGACUUGAUCAACUACUAUCAGGAUCGUGGCUACUUUGAGGAACUCAUAGCCCUACUCGAAUCCGCCUUGGGUCUGGAACGUGCCCACAUGGGCAUGUUCACCGAAUUGGCUAUUUUGUAUUCGAAAUUCAAGCCAUCGAAAAUGCGCGAACAUUUAGAAUUGUUCUGGUCUCGUGUGAAUAUUCCCAAGGUUUUGAGAGCAGCCGAAUCGGCUCACCUUUGGUCUGAGUUGGUAUUCCUUUAUGAUAAAUACGAGGAGUACGAUAACGCUGUUCUGGCUAUGAUGGCACAUCCCACCGAAGCCUGGCGUGAAGGUCACUUCAAAGAUAUUAUCACAAAGGUUGCCAACAUCGAGCUCUACUACAAGGCAAUUCAAUUCUAUUUGGACUAUAAACCACUGUUACUCAAUGACAUUCUGUUGGUAUUGGCACCUCGCAUGGAUCACACACGGGCCGUAUCGUUCUUUGGCAAGACCGGACAUUUGGCCCUGGUCAAACCCUAUUUGCGUUCCGUACAAUCGCUCAACAAUAAGGCCAUUAAUGAGGCACUGAACGGUCUGCUGAUUGAGGAGGAAGAUUAUCAGGGCUUGAGGAAUUCGAUUGAUGGUUUCGAUAAUUUCGAUACGAUUGCAUUGGCCCAGAAAUUGGAGAAACAUGAAUUAACUGAAUUUAGACGUAUUGCUGCUUAUCUGUAUAAAGGCAACAACCGCUGGAAACAAUCAGUUGAAUUGUGUAAAAAGGAUCGCCUGUACAAGGAUGCUAUGGAAUAUGCCGCCGAAUCGGGUAAACAAGAGAUUGCCGAAGAACUGCUGGCCUGGUUCCUCGAACGUAAUGCGUACGACUGUUUUGCUGCCUGUUUAUUCCAAUGUUACGACUUGUUAAGACCCGAUGUUAUUAUGGAAUUAGCAUGGAAACACAAUAUUCUGGACUUUGCCAUGCCUUAUCUAAUUCAAGUUAUACGUGAAUAUACCGCCAAAGUGGACAAACUCGAACAGAACGAAGCGCGACGAGAGAAGGAAGACGAAACUGUCGAACAUAAAAACAUUAUUAGCAUGGAACCUCAAUUAAUGAUCACAGCCGGUCCUGGUAUGGGUAUACCGCCACAGUAUGCUCAAGGUUAUGCGACUGCUGGACAGGCGCCUGGUUAUGCGCCCAACAUGGCCUAUCCCGGCUAUGGAAUGUAGGCUCCUUUUUGUCAUUCGUUAAACUAUGUGUAAAAAACAAAAACAAACAAACAACUUUUAAGAACCACGAAUUAAAAUAACAAUAACAAAAACAACAACAAAAAACAUCAACACAACAAACAUCAUUAAUGUUAACGAUAAAACAAAAAAAAAAAAAACAACAACAAGAUUCCAUGUUUAAUAUAAUUAAUUAUUAUUACUAUUAUUAUUGCAUAUUAUAAUUUUUUCUUUACAAAAAAAAAAACACACAAGAUAUAAGUUCAAUUCCAAAACCAACAAAAGUUAAACAAACACUAGACCUCUCAUAUAUAUAUUACACACAACACCACAUACCUACCAUCAUUAUUACAAAACAAAAAUGUUUAAAAUUUCUCAAAAAAAUUCAAGAUUUUGUUUGAAAUUUACUAAAACAAAUAUAUAUAUGUAUGUUGGUUUCUUUCCCCCGUUUGUUUGUCUUAACUUCCAUUUUGGAUUAUGUUUGUGGAUUUAGCAUAUAUAUACAUAUUUUGAUAACUGUUUGAUUUUCUUCCUUAUUUCCUCCUCCCCCUCCCCGUCGUUUUUUUAUUUGUAUUUAUGUUUGCAUUACAAAUACCGCAAAAAAAUAAUAAAUUUAUAAUUUAUCUCGUCGUUGACUCUCGUCACCACGUUGGCUGGCAUUGGAGAAUUGAAUGCAAAACAUUAUUUAAUCUAGAGAAGAAACAGACAAAAAAAAAACAACAAAAAACAAAACGAACAUAGUUUGAGAAUAUACAUUUAUUAUAUUAUUAUAAUUUUUUAUUUUACUUUUUAUUCUCUUUAAAUAAGUUUAAAAUUAAUUAAAAAAUUUAAACAAAAAAUAAUUAGUAAUGCCGCUCCAUCAACAAAAAAAAACAAA